Molecule: messenger RNA, 4437 nt
Organism: Aptenodytes forsteri (emperor penguin)
Lineage: Eukaryota; Metazoa; Chordata; Aves; Sphenisciformes; Spheniscidae
Gene: RNPEPL1
Product: arginyl aminopeptidase like 1
Exons: 10
Coding region: 320-1957 (545 amino acids)
Biological process (GO): proteolysis
Molecular function (GO): zinc ion binding; metalloaminopeptidase activity
Source: RefSeq, a predicted model, not a curated record
GUGUGGAUGUUGGUUAGGGACUUGUUAUUAACCAAGCAAAUUGAUAAAACAGAAAUAGCGAGUGGCUGGAAGACACUAUGUUGUGUGGCACCACUCAGUGUUCAGACAGUGAGAAAUUACUCUGAGUAGUCACGGCAAAUAAACAGGAGUAGAAAGCUGUAUUGUUAGAAAUGGAAAUGUGCCCUGUGCCAGGUAUUCAUCCGGGGAGCCAAACAGCUGAGGUUUUUCUUCUUCCCCAUAAUCCACUUGACUUCAGCUUUUGUUUUUUGGCAGUUCAUCCUUGUGAUGUCGUCCCUUUCCCUCACCGCUUCUUCACAUCAUGUUUCAACAGAUCUGGUGGCUGGAUCCAGAACUGACGUAUGGCAAUGCCAAGCCAUUUGUCUUCACGCAGGGCCACUCAGUGUGUAACCGGUCUUUCUUCCCCUGCUUUGACACACCAGCAGUGAAAUGUACCUAUUCAGCUACUGUCAAGGCUCCAGCAGGCAUACAGGUGUUGAUGAGUGCCACCCAAAGUACCUAUUUAGAAGAGGAAGGUGUCUAUCAAUUUUACAUGGAAUAUCCAGUUCCUGCCUACCUAGUGGCCCUGGUGGCAGGAGACCUUAUACAUGCAGACAUAGGUCCAAGGAGCAGAGUGUGGGCAGAGCCUUGCCUGCUGCCAACAGCCAUCAGCAAGCUUUCUGGCAUGGUUGAGCGCUGGUUGACUGCUGCAGAGAGUCUGUAUGGCCCAUAUAUAUGGGGAAGAUAUGACAUUGUUUUUCUUCCUCCAUCCUUCCCUAUUGUUGCCAUGGAAAACCCAUGUCUGACCUUCAUCAUCUCUUCCAUUCUGGAGAGCGAUGAGUUUUUGAUCAUUGACGUCAUUCAUGAAGUUGCCCACAGCUGGUUUGGAAACGCAGUCACCAAUGCUACAUGGGAGGAGAUGUGGCUGAGCGAGGGGCUAGCUACAUAUGCACAGCGCCGGAUCACCACUGAGACCUAUGGAGCUGCCUUCACAUGUUUGGAGACUGCAUUCCGCCUUGAUGCUCUCCACAGGCAGAUGAAGCUCCUUGGAGAAGACAACCCGGUCAGCAAGCUUCAGGUUAAACUGGAGCCAGGUGUAAAUCCUAGUAAUUUAAUGAACCUCUUCACCUAUGAGAAAGGCUACUGCUUCGUUUACUACCUGUCCCAGCUCUGUGGUGACCCAAGACAUUUUGACUCCUUCCUAAGAGCCUACAUUGAGAAGUACAAAUUUACCAGCGUUGUGGCUCAAGAUCUUCUGGAUUCCUUCCUGAAUUUUUUUCCAGAGCUGAAAGAGCAAUGUGUUGAGAGCAAAGCAGGACUGGAGUUUGAACGUUGGCUCAAUGCUACAGGACCUCCGUUAGCUGAGCCAGACUUAUCUCAGGGAUCCAGUCUGACCAGACCAGUGGAGACGCUCUUCAAACUCUGGACCACAGAGCCUCUGGACUCUCUUGCUGCUGCCAGCAGUGCUGACCUCACUAAAUGGAGAACGUUCCAAACCGUGCUUUUCUUGGACAGAUUGUUGGAUGGGUCACCACUGCCACAUGAGGUGAUAAAAAAGCUUUCGGAAUGUUACUCCUCUCAGCUGGACUCCAUGAAUGCAGAAAUCCGUAUCCGCUGGUUGCAGAUUGUAGUCCGAAAUGAUUAUUAUCCAGACCUUUACAAAGUCCGUCGCUUCUUGGAAAACCAGAUGUCUCGGAUGUACACAAUUCCACUUUAUGAGGACCUUUGCACUGGCACCCUCAAGUCUUUUGCCUUAGAAAUUUUUUACCAGACCCAAAACCAGCUGCACCCCAAUUUGCGGAAAACCAUCCAACAGAUCUUAUCACAGGGCUUGAAUCCACUUCCUGCCAUAGACACUACAGCAGUCACUACAGAAACACCAGCAAUGGUGCUUGAGGACAAAGUCUCAGAGGCCACAAAUGGUGCCAUUUCACUCAGGGAUGUUAAUGUGUCUGCUUAGAUCACCAGCUCAUGCCAGCCAUGAAGGUUGAAAAUGGGGACAGGAACAGAGGAAAGAUACCAAGUGUCGCCUCCUUUCCCUCAGCCCUGCAGCUGCAGUGUGUUGUUGUAACUGGAUUUCUCUCCCAAAACACAAAGCAAAUGUGCCUUCAAGUAUCCAGCGUGUGACACUGCCAGGUUUCAGAGAUCUCCUUCAGCUGUGGGAUGGAUAUUUUGAUUCGGUUUAUACUGGGCAGGGACUCCUGGGCAGUUGCUUCUCCAUGGAAAGUGGUGGAUAGUUCCCUUUCCUGAGGCUCUUCUGGAUGGUUUCUCCAAGUUUGUUGGUUGGUGGUUUGGGGUUUUUUUCUUUUUUUCUUUUUUUGUCUGAGGCCACUGAGGCAUGUCCUACUUGCUCUGUGUAUGUUGCUGGGGAGUGUAUAUGUGUCAAGCUGCCAUUAUCCUGAUACUUGGGCUGAAGUUCUGCAAAGGAGAGACUCAGGAAUUGUCAGUGGCAGCAAACAUGUUUUCAUGUUAUGCUCCUUACUGUGACAGAGGUAUUGUGAAUUGGGAGGUAGGGGACUAAUGCUUAAAUAAUUAAGAAACUAAUUUUAAAUAGCUCCUGUUCUGCCCUGCCCCCAGGUGGCUAAAUAUUAAUAAUAAUAAUGCUUUUUUUAUAUAUAUAUAUAAGUAUAUAUAUAAAAGAGCAGGGAAACCUUAUGAUGGAUUUGAAAUCCUUCUGUAGUUAACCCUACCCUCUCAGUUUUCCCUUUGCACUCAAUGGGACAAGCAAUAAAGAAAUGUGUAGGCUCGAAUUUUCAAAAAAGUUAAAUUUAGGUGCCCAAAUGCCAUCAAUUCUGGUACUAGCUGGAUGCCUAAAUCUUUUUAACUGUUUUGACAAGUCUAGCUGCAACCUUUGUUAGUGUGUUAGGAUGUGUAGCACGUGCGUUUGUCAGAUGCACUGUGUCUCUUCUAUUCUGUCCUUUUGGAAGAAUUAACAGGACCUUUAAUUUAAUUUUUUUUAAAAGAUCCCCAGCAUAUGUUUGGCCUGUAAGUCAACCAUGGAGAUAUCCAUGCUAAAAUUUUACUGCCUUGAAUAACGUUUGCCUGAAUAACAGUUGCCCUGUCAUAUGAUAGUCUGAGGGAAGCACCCUCUUUCUUGAUGUGAAACUUUUAAACCCCGCUUUACCCAUGUCUGUUUUCUGACUUGUGGUGGUGGUGGUAAGAUGCCAUUUCAUUUACACAGCAUGCUAUUUCUCUUGAUCACUGGCCAGGCAUGCAAGAUGGGGAGACGCCCUCUUCCGUCUGCGCCGCUUGGUCUCGGGAAGCUGAGGGCAAAGCAUCGUUGGGUAUUACAGAGUACAGGUGAUGGUUCUUAGACUCUGUGCCGCAUUCUUUUUAAUGUGUGGGUACCUGUGUGCCUCUUGGUGAGCUCCCAGGAAGCAUCUCUGAGCUGAUGUAUCACCAGGAUGGAGGACUAGUUUGAGUAAAAGGUGAAACAUUUGGAAGGGGUUCAGCUAAAGGAGAUGUGAGAGAGAAUCUGCUAUAUACUUCGGGGCAAAUUUUAGCCCUGCUAUGGGGAUCUACAUAGCACAGGAAGAGGGGAAAUUCGGGAGGUUUUUUUUUUCACCAAAAGAAUCUGUUUACACCCAUGUGUGGAUGGGGACUUAGGUGCUGUUACUGGAUCUGCAUUUUCUGGCUUUAAAUUAAUUUGGACUUCACUGUAGCCUUAGCCUGGGCUGAACUGGGAUAAAGCAAUAAUAAACUCAGGCCUUCCUAGUGCUUCAUUAGUUUUCAAAAUGGGCCAUCGGCAUUGUUGGGCUUCAGAACUCCAAGCUCUGCUCUUUGCUCCUUGAAUGGGAUUAUCUUUUUCGUUCUGUUUUGUUUUCCCAGAAAGGAAGGAGAAUGACGUUUUCUGCACAAAUCUCUUUCCUUUUUAUUUGUUGUUCUAUUGAAAGAGAUUUGUGCAAGUUGACUUUCCACUUCCUGACUUGCCGCUGUUGGUGCUGCAUCUUCUGGACCCCACUGCCAGCAGCGGCAGCCUGGCCAAGACCAGUAACCACUAGCAUCUUUUGGAAUCCCAGGCCUCUGUUUUAACACGUUUUAUUUUUGUGGGAGAAUGUAUGUGACCCUGGUGGGAAAUUUUAAUUUACAUGGAUGCCUUAAUGAUUGUCAAAUUAAACUAAGCUUUGUGACAAGUGUAGCCUUUUGGGCUGUUUUUCAGCGUUCCUGCUAUAGAUGUGUGGAAGAGCUAACUUGGUACAUUGUCUUUGUUUUGUCCUUUUCUGGAGUGGAGCAUAGAGGGAGUUUGGAAGCUAUUGAAAAGGUGCACAGCAAGAAGUUGGAGAGGUGGCAAAAGCAAAUAAUCAAAAGUAAAUAUUACCUAUUGUUACUACAACUGACUGAAAUACAUCAGAUCAGCUGUGUAUUUGCAUAUACAUGCAUCAGAGCAGGGAAAUGCUGGCUGAACCUAACAGACUGUUUCCUGAUUAAAGAACACGAGAU